Mangifera indica (mango) is the source of this 1452-nucleotide messenger RNA. Its product is annotated as transcription factor MYB62-like. The record is from RefSeq and is a predicted model, not a curated record. Gene Ontology annotation, molecular function: sequence-specific DNA binding; DNA-binding transcription factor activity. The coding region runs from base 252 to 1163 and encodes 303 amino acids. Gene Ontology annotation, biological process: regulation of DNA-templated transcription. Lineage: Eukaryota; Viridiplantae; Streptophyta; Magnoliopsida; Sapindales; Anacardiaceae. Gene Ontology annotation, cellular component: nucleus. The transcript is spliced from 3 exons.
AUUUGAUUUCUUUGAAUGUUCUAAAUUGAUGCUUUCACUAACUGUAGAUUGGACCUAUUUGUAGUUGUACUAUGCCUUCUCUAGCUUUGCCACCAAUUCAGCCUAUCCUAAGUGCACAUGAAAAUCCCUAUUUAUUCUCAAUAUAAAAUGCAACUCCACUCUUGUCCUUAGUCUCCAAUUUGCUUAUUUGAAGCUUGGAGGGAUUUUUCUGUAUUGGGUUCAAUCCUUAACCCACCAAGAAACUUGAGAAAAUGAGAGUAGCCAGGCAGACUCCUGCAGGUGUUGCAAAAAUGGAGUGCAAUUCCAGUGAGUUAAGAAGAGGGCCCUGGACUCUUGAAGAAGACACUCUUCUUACUCGUUACAUCUCUCACCACGGCGAAGGCCGCUGGAACAUGCUUGCUAAAUGUGCAGGACUGAAGAGAACUGGAAAAAGCUGCAGAUUGAGAUGGCUGAACUACUUGAAACCUGACAUUAAACGAGGGAACCUGACUCCACAGGAGCAACUGUUGAUCCUGGAACUCCAUUCCAAGUGGGGAAACAGAUGGUCAAAAAUUGCACAAUGUCUUCCUGGAAGAACUGACAAUGAAAUAAAAAACUACUGGAGAACAAGGGUUCAGAAGCAAGCUCGCCAGCUUAAUAUUGAGUCUAAUAGCAAGAGAUUUCUUGAAGCUGUGAAAGCUUUUUGGAUGCCAACGUUGCUGCAGAAGAUGGAUCAGAACUCUUCUCUUUCUUCUUCUUCUGGUGCUUUAACAAACUCCUCUCAAUCAUGCCGCAACUCUACACUGCCAAUCACAACACUCAUGUACAACACAAAUAAUCACUUCAGAGAAAGCUCAAGCUCAGUUUCAGUCACCAGCCCACUUGAUUUUACAAAAAUCUCCCUGCAGCAGCAGCCUCAUGAAAUUACUCAACUCCCAACAGUCACAAGUGUGUAUGAUGUUAACACUCUCUGCAGCAACCAAAUUCCAAGUGAGACUUACUAUGUAGACUGUUGUGGGCAUGACAUGGAGGGCUUCAAUCCAGGUGCCAUGAUAGGCAUGGGCAGAGGCAGUUUUGACAUUUCCUCCUUGUCCGAAUGCCAGGUGGCUAACGGUGAUUGGACAUCAGAUGACAUGGCAGAUGCCUUGUGGAACAUGGACGACAUAUGGCAGCUUAGGGAGUAAGUAAAGAUGGGCAUAUCACUUCGUUCGGAGGUGCCAUUUUUAUUAUUGGAUGGUCCACCAACACAUUGAAUUCAAUAGUUAUCUGAAAACUCAAAGCAUUAUAGACUAUGUAGUUAAUAAAGUUAUUUUCAAUUUUUCUUUUCCAAUAUUUACAAGUUUCUAGGGGCUGGUUUUAGCUUUGGCUGUGAGUGUUUAUUUUUAUAACCAAUUAAAUGUAAUUGCAGUGUUAAGCAUAUUUAUCAAUCUAUCAUUUACAAAUGGAAAUGAAAUGAAUUCAAUUGCUUCUAAA